CGUCAAUAAUAAUCUUUCUUUUAUCAUCUCUCGGAUACAAUCCGCAUGAACGAAACAGUAACCGAUGCAGCCUAUUAAAAUCUUUACGUUUAUCGCCGGCCUGGCCGUGCCGUUGGUGUCCGCCCUUGGCGCAUGCCAAAGAUACAGCACAUCAGGCAGGGCGACAACGGCCUCCACCUGCAACGUCCCACGUGUUUGUCCAAACGGCAAAGUCCCGACGGGCAGGCCGAGCUAUACAUUUACUCAAAGCAGACUUGGCAUAACGUGCUCAGCUCGCUAUACAUGCUGCUCUCCAUAGUAGAAAAGAUAAAGGUGGGAUAUGAUUGGUCUGGUUGGCGAGGGCGCGCGAGGAUACUGCUAUAGCAAACGGACACCAUCGAUGCAUAGGUCACUGGGUUUCGAGAUUGGAAUAUGACCGGCCCUUGGUUCUACAGUAGAAGCUGGACAGAUUGAAUGCAACAGAUAGGUAACAAUAGGUGACAUACCUGUUUAAUUGUUUAUUUUACUAUGGAGAAUGACGCCAAUCAAAGUCGAAGUGCCAAUGGUAUUAACUCAAGCGUUGCUGACCG
Messenger RNA from Pyricularia grisea, 569 nucleotides. RefSeq lists its product as uncharacterized. NCBI's taxonomy places the organism in Eukaryota, Fungi, Ascomycota, Sordariomycetes, Magnaporthales, Pyriculariaceae. The transcript is spliced from 2 exons. Bases 65 to 298 code for a protein of 77 amino acids. The record is from RefSeq and is a predicted model, not a curated record.